UUUUGCUCAUCAGGAUCUUAUAAUAACUGACCGGUUUGAUGUGUAGGGACGGCGGAUUUGCCGGAUCCUGAAAUCAGUGCAAAAGGUUCAGAAAAGGUCGGCAAGCAGAAAUCGGACGAACCAAAAGGUUCCACGAAAGAGAUUAUUUCCACUCAUCUCUUUGCGACGACAUUUUCGAUCCUCCUAUGGUCUCUUCUAUCGCUGAUCCCUCUUGGGCCAAUAUACGACCGGAGCGGUCCACGGGUAUCGGGCAUAGUUUUCAGCGUCAUGAAUCUACCCAUCAGUAUUGCCAUUUCCCUAUCAACAGUUUUUUGGAUCAGAGAGUUAUUCGGCCUUAGCAUUCGAUGGUGGUCAAAAGAUACUUGGUGGCCUGUACUAGCGUACAUGGUUUGGAAUUUUAUUGUGUACAGCAUCUUUGCUCUCAUCCCGCUGUUUCCCGUGCCUUUUAUGCCAGUAUAUGGCGGAGGGUUAGCGUACUCUGUGGUUCCCCCUCUGAUCACCUAUCUUUUCUGUCUACCAACUCAUGUGAAGGCACAACCCGACUUUCUCAAAAAGUUUGCGUCAUCUAUUAUCGUCUCUGGAUCGCUCAACGUCUACUGGUUCGUCCUUUUUGGCUUCUACUUUGCAUUCAUCAAUACACCAAACACGACCGGGCUGCAAAUUAUGUUGCUUGCCAUCAUCAAGAUAUUCACUGUAGUUUUCGGGGGUAUCCAGGUCAAAUUGGUGCAUAGCGUUGCAAGACUUCUGGGGCAUAAGGAAGGAGAAAAUAUUGGGGCGCUUGCAAAGCUAUUUAUCGAAACAGCCUUUGAGACGUACAUCUUCCUUGUAAUCCCCGACAUGCACGAUUGGGCCGUCUUUGGAUUCUGGCUGGCGCUCGAUAUUUCCUGUCUCUUCCUCGAGCUCUUUCACAAAUACGAGACCGCUCUCGAUAUCGUCCUAUCCCGCUUCGGACGUCUCAAAAUUUCACAUCUCGGUUCAUCGGAGGACCUCGAGGAGACCAUACGCGUUCGUACCAAACAUUAUCUUGUGAGCGUUGUCUCAAAAGUUUUCGGAACGUGCGUCUUUUCCACCUUGCUGGCAACAUGGUACUAUGGGCCUAACAAGGAGUGGUAUCCCAUAUUUGCCUCGUUUCCUGAAGCCGUUGUGACGGAUGCCAUCUUCAAGGCAUGGUUGGCAUUAGCAGCCAUUCUGAUUCAUCUGAUGGGAACGCUGGCGGUGUUUAGAUACCGAGGUGUUCCUGUCGCAAAGUAUGCAAGGCAAUUUUUCGGACGAUAUGCGCCAUUAUUCGUGGGCAUCUACCUAUGUGCUCCUAUUUUCCCUUUCACACACAUGGGAAAGCAUUGGUAUUGUUUAGAGUACAUGUGGGAGGUCGUACAUGGAACCCACGGUUAGGCCUCUUCAUGUUAUGAUUUGCGGUGUCCGUGCAAAUACCGCAGAUUGCGUUGUAUCCCGCAACCGCGCGGUACACGGUUUACAAGCCGCGCAAUAUACCCAAACUGUGCAGUAACAUUUGCAACGAUUGAAUGAGUGCAUGUUAGAUUACACUAUAGACAUUAUGAAUAGAGUGGCAAUCAAU
Spizellomyces punctatus DAOM BR117 is the source of this 1576-nucleotide messenger RNA. RefSeq lists its product as uncharacterized. The transcript is spliced from 5 exons. The record is from RefSeq and is a predicted model, not a curated record. NCBI's taxonomy places the organism in Eukaryota, Fungi, Chytridiomycota, Chytridiomycetes, Spizellomycetales, Spizellomycetaceae. The coding region runs from base 268 to 1392 and encodes 374 amino acids.